This is a messenger RNA of Strongyloides ratti, 351 nucleotides long. RefSeq names its product Ubiquitin-60S ribosomal protein L40. NCBI's taxonomy places the organism in Eukaryota, Metazoa, Nematoda, Chromadorea, Rhabditida, Strongyloididae. Gene Ontology annotation, cellular component: ribosome; nucleus; cytoplasm. The transcript is spliced from 4 exons. The coding region runs from base 1 to 351 and encodes 116 amino acids. Gene Ontology annotation, molecular function: ubiquitin protein ligase binding; structural constituent of ribosome; protein tag activity. The record is from RefSeq and is a predicted model, not a curated record. Gene Ontology annotation, biological process: modification-dependent protein catabolic process; translation; protein ubiquitination.
AUGUUAUAUAUUAAAUCCUCAGAUACAGUUGAUAAUGUUAAAACUAAGAUUCAUGAAAAAGAAGGUAUCCCACCAGACCAACAACGGCUUAUAUUUGCCGGAAAACAACUUGAGGAUGGAAGAACACUUUCAGAUUAUAAUAUUCAAAAAGAAUCUACUCUUCAUUUAGUUCUUCGUUUACGUGGAGGGGUUACUGAACCAUCACUUAUAUUAUUAGCUAAAUCUUAUAAUUGCGACAAGCAAGUUUGCUGUAAAUGCUAUGCACGUCUUCCACCACGUGCAACAAAUUGUCGUAAGAAGAAAUGCGGUCAUAGCAAUCAAUUACGUCCAAAAAAAAAAUUGAAGGAGUAG